Messenger RNA from Zalophus californianus (California sea lion), 6285 nucleotides. It is a transcript of the gene GID8, whose product is annotated as GID complex subunit 8 homolog. Gene Ontology annotation, cellular component: nucleus; cytoplasm. The record is from RefSeq and is a predicted model, not a curated record. Gene Ontology annotation, biological process: proteasome-mediated ubiquitin-dependent protein catabolic process; positive regulation of canonical Wnt signaling pathway. NCBI's taxonomy places the organism in Eukaryota, Metazoa, Chordata, Mammalia, Carnivora, Otariidae. The transcript is spliced from 6 exons. Gene Ontology annotation, molecular function: protein binding. Bases 381 to 1067 code for a protein of 228 amino acids.
CCCUCCCGUUCCCCGCCCCCGCCCCCGCCUCCGCCGCGGCUCCCGCCUCCGCCUCCUGUCCCCCCGCGCCUCGCCUCCCUCCGGGCUCGGCCCGGCCCCCCCGAGCGGCCGCGGAGACCGCGCAGCGCGGGAGGCGGGAUCCGCACGGGAGGGCUCCUGACCGCACAGCGCCUGGGCGCUGCAGUCCGGUGUUUACUCUUAAGGGGAGAGCGUUUCAAGGGGAGGCUCCGACGUUCAGAAGUGGUCGCGCACGAAUAUUGAUAAUUCCGUGAAACACCGCUCUUGUGCUCCUGCGGAGAGAACGAUUUGUAUGACAGCCGCGUCAGAGCAGACGCUGAACUGCUGAGGACGUACACGCCGCCAGGAAAAAAUAAGUCAGAAUGAGUUAUGCAGAAAAACCUGAUGAAAUCACGAAAGAUGAGUGGAUGGAGAAACUCAAUAACUUGCAUGUCCAGCGGGCGGACAUGAACCGCCUCAUUAUGAACUACCUGGUCACAGAGGGCUUUAAGGAAGCAGCAGAGAAGUUUCGAAUGGAAUCUGGGAUUGAACCUAGUGUGGAUCUAGAAACACUUGAUGAGCGGAUUAAAAUCCGUGAGAUGAUUCUGAAAGGCCAGAUCCAGGAGGCUAUUGCAUUGAUCAACAGUCUCCAUCCAGAGCUCCUGGACACAAACCGGUACCUUUACUUCCACCUGCAACAACAGCACCUCAUAGAGCUGAUCCGCCAGCGUGAGACCGAGGCGGCGCUGGAGUUCGCGCAGACCCAGCUGGCAGAGCAAGGUGAGGAGAGCAGGGAGUGCCUGACGGAGAUGGAGCGCACUCUGGCCCUGCUGGCCUUUGAUAACCCUGAGGAGUCGCCUUUUGGAGACCUGCUUCAUAUGAUGCAGAGGCAGAAGGUGUGGAGUGAGGUUAACCAAGCUGUACUAGAUUAUGAAAAUCGUGAGUCAACACCCAAGCUGGCAAAAUUACUGAAACUCCUCCUUUGGGCUCAGAAUGAGCUGGACCAGAAGAAAGUAAAAUAUCCCAAAAUGACAGACCUGAGCAAAGGUGUGAUCGAGGAGCCCAAGUAGAGUCUGUGCCCGCGGCCCCGUGCUUCCCCGGCUCGGACUCCUCGGAGCAGCUGUCUGGGACUGAAACGUUUUUACUGCAGUAGAGAACUCUACCCUCCCCCACCUUUGUUUUUUGACCCGGCAUCUUUUUUAAAGGGAAAAAUGGCCCUUUUGAGCGCUGGAAAACUUGCAAUGAAUGACGCUGUCUCUUUGGAAGUGUGAUGCAGACUGCUCGGGGUGUGCUCUGAAGGCGUGGAUGGGCCGCGCUCCUGCUGUUGGGCUCCUGCAGGAUCGCACCCGCCACGGAGUGCGCGGUUAUGAGGGCAUAUUGUUAAACUGAGGCCUCCCAUUCAAAUCUACGAAAAGCACUGAUCGUUAUUUUGCUUUCUGUUAGCUUGUAGGCAGAACAUACGUUUUCUCAGAUCUCCUAAGACUCGUCAGGCCUUUGUGCAGAAGUUUUUUCUUACCCCUUGGUUUUUUGUUUUUGUUUUUUCAUAGGAAAGACUAUAUAAAUUUGUAAAUCCUAAUUCAAAGACUUCUUCUGUGUGAGGGCAUUGAGUUUGAUUUGUUUUCCCUUUUGGUCUGGGUUGUGUGGCUUUUGGGGAGAUGUGUGCGUGAGGGGUGGGGCUGUGUGUUUUUUAAUUUUUUAAAUAUAUAUUUUGGUGCUGGUUGUGGUGAGAGACUCUUUUCCUAGUGGAUCAAUGAACCUUCUCUUCUAGGCAGUUUUGUUGAAAAUAAAGGUUUCUCUUUGAUCUCAAGAAUGACCAAAAUGGCCUCUAAAAAGUUUUAAUCAUCUCAAACAAACCUGUUGCUUUCAAACCUGUUGCUUUCGGGGCUUAUGUCCUGGUGGUGAUGGCAGUGGCAUCAGCUCAUCCCUGCGGCCGGAGGGCCCCUUGGCCUGGUGUGGCCCGCGUGCUUGGAAGCAGAUGCGGCGGGGGGAGGGAGCGCCGUACUGCCGGCUGUACCUGGGCCGCAGGUUCCCUGGCUGGGAGUGCGUGCUUGCCUCAGGAGGCUGGCACCGCAGGUUGGUGUGUGCUCGCUGUCUCGUGGUGGUCGUGAGUUCCCAGGCGUCCUCAUUCUGCACUUUCCCAGGUCCCGCCACUGGUGCAGGUACUGGGAUGCAGGUGCCCCUGUGACUCGGAGGGCCAACACGUUGUGUGGACUCACGGCAGGUGCCACUGGGCACAGGUUCUGUAGGGCGACGGUUACAGAGCCAAGUCUCGUGGUGGUGACGGUGCCCGGGAGUGCACAUCCUCUGGUGGGAGCUCCCAGCUGCUGCGGUGGCUGGGACUCUGUCCUCCCUGGGUGGAUCCCGGUGCCAGGACGGAGUCUGGCACCUGGGGCGUCGUGGAGGUAGAUACCAAUGGCGGCCGAAUUGCAGGGAGCAUGUUCCCGCGUCAGGCAGGGUUGGGCAGGCUUGUGGCCAUGCCCGUAGGUCAGGUGGUGUGCGUCUGCUUGCUGGGCCCUGUCCCCACCUGCCUGUAGACCUGGGCAGCAUCGUGAAGGGCUGUCAUGUCAGCUCUUCUCUCACUCCCCGUCUGCUUUCCACCUGCACUCUGGGAGCAGUGGUUUUCUCCAGUGGGCAGGAGCCUGGGGCAGGGUCGGCUGCCCUGGGUGAUCACCGAUGCAGAGGCAAGGUGGUGCAGGCCCUGGGGGCUGUCUGGCCUCUGACUGCCAUUCUGCUGCCCUUGUGGUUUUGUGAGGAUGAAAGGCGGGGGGCGGGGAGGGGGUCUUCUUGACGCCCAGGAGCGGACGUGUUUCCGCUCUGACCGGCUCAGCAGUCCUCUCCAAAUGUGACCUUUCUUUGGGGCCAUUUCCUCUGAGACUUGAGGGUAUUAAGAGCAGAAGGUUUUAGUCUUCAGGUAGUUAAUCGUCACACAGAGCAGAAGAUGGAAGAGAAAAUACCAGCAGAGAGGUGUGGGUAAACCUACAUGUUUGUAAAGCACCAGAGAAUUCAGCAUGUUUCUAGUCAGCUUUUGUUACUCGUGUAUAUAAGAUCAUUUACGUGCAUAAUUAAUAUAUAAUCACCCUGACACGUUUUUCACAUUAGAGGGUGUCAGAUGCGUAGUGACGGGAAGUUCUGUAUGUGGGAGCCACCCAUGAGCCAUCAGGGCCCGGACGGGGUUUGUCACGCGCAGGAAAUGUGAGCAGCUGUAGGACGGAGUGCUGGUGCACGCCCACCUGUUGGGGCCGUGAGUGACGUCACAGGCCGGUGCUGCCGCCAGUGGGAGCCACGUGUGGUCUGAUGGGGACUCUCAGCUGUGCUCCUGUUGUCCUUGCUUCUGUCUGUGGCCUGGGUUUGGGGUUACACCUCCUGUGCUGUCUCUGUCUGGGGACCUCCUUUAGCAGGAGUGGCUUUGUGGACUUUUCCUGUUUGCCACCUUUUUGCAGUCUCUGUGUCUUCAGCCGGCAAACUAAAUUAAGCCAUUUUGAGAUAAUGAACAUUAAGUAUAAUUUGAUUUUUCUUUGUCUCCUUUGGAUCUUGCCGUUGUGUUUAUUAAAAUGUAAUGUUUUACAUAGAUUAUUCUUUUUACGUUUUCUUGUGGAAAGUGCCUUGAAAUAAAUAAAAUUUGAGACUAUUCUGGUACUCUAUGUUCCUGAUAUCAUGAAGUUGUAUGAGGAAUAACCCCUAAUUUGGAAUCUUUACGCAGCAUAGGGAUUAUUGCAAAUCCAACAAGAGCUAAUAUGUUUUGCCGUGUGAAUUAAGGUUUCCAGGGUCUAGAAAAGGCAGAUGUGUUUUGGGACUGGUCUUUGGGAUAGACUGAAGGCCCCGUGUGUGAGUCCUUGGGGACAAGGAGGUGGCUCUUCCCUGCAGUCAGGAUGCCUCUUCCGAGGGCAGUCUUUGUCAGGCAGGGUGAGGUCUGUUUCCUUGGACAGUGUUACUUUGGGGGAGGGGUGGAGCCAGGGGUUUCAGAAAGAACUGUGUACAUUUUGUGUUAAAGGCAAUGGUGUUUUUGGGGUAAUGGGGCAGGACCCGCUUCUGGGAGUUAACGUGGAGUCCCAGCAGGAGCAGAAGGCCAGACCGAAACCAUCAGGGCGGCUGCCUGCCAGCCGCCGGAGACACUGAGCCGUGCACAGUAGGACAUCGGGGGCCAGGCUGCGCAGCCUUAGAAGCCCUAUGGUGCAGCAUUUUGAUAGGUUAUUCUGACACCACGUGCUUUGUUUUUACAGCGGGUAUGUUUCUGUUUCAGAAAUGCGUCGCUUUUUCAGAUUUAAGAGUAAAUUGUAUUGUCCGCAUUGGUCAUGUGACUUUCGUAUGAGCCUCUUUGCACCCCUGGUUCCGAGUCGGCUUUGUUCCUGAGGGCGUGUGUGCCCGCCACAGCAUCUUCUGAAAAAUGCAGAGUAGGUUGCUUUUGCUGUCUGUUCCUAAUUUCAUAGUACAACUUUUAUGUUUUUCUCAGAGGGGUUAUCUGGAAGGUCUUUUGUAUUUUUCCCCGUAAAGAUAUUCUAAUAAGAAUAAAGUAUUCAAUAUGAUACACAUUCCGCUGGAAGCCCAUCUGUGAGAACUGGCGGAAGGAAACAUAGUCUCACGCAUCUUUAUGCUCUGCUGCUCUUCUGUUCCCUCUGACCAGCCCCGUCCGGUGUCGCGUGUGCACCUCUGAAAUCUGUCAUCUGUUCUCUAGAGCUGUGGCCCUGAACUUUCAUUUUGGUGAGGGAAAUAGAUUGGGGCCACCUGCUGCAUGAUUUUAACCUGAAAAGUUAUUUUUUUUAAUACUUACGAAUAUGUCCAGACUUUGAAAGUAGACGGGCUGCUGUAGUGCGCGCCAGGCCCUUCUCCCCGUAGGCUUGUGCCCUGGCCAGCCGGGGCCGUUAGCGCCUCGUGUGAAGGGCAGUUGUGGGACACGUGAAGGAGACUUGGAGUGACAGCUUUCCAGUGCCUUCUAGUGAGUGCGGAAGUGAGGGUGCCUCGUGCUGGAGCAGCGGCAUCACGGGCUGUAGCCCCCACAGGUUUGUGGACACUGGAGAGGGGGAGGAAGCCCCCUGGCACUCUUCCCCAGGCGGUGACGGCAUCUAAGCACUUCUUCACGCCAGCGCAUCCCUCCUUGGAGGAGGCAGUGUGGCAGUUCGUGGGAAUGUCCCCACGCAGAGCACUUGGCACGUGGCUUUGCACUCAACACCAUCUGAGGUGUUUGGCUGGGACCACAGUCCCCAGUGCGUGAGGACUGCCUAUCUUGGAUGUUGUGCCUUAAUUCCAAGAUGCCAUGGAGACGCUUUUCCCAUCCUCAUCAUGACUGACUGCCGUAGAUGUGAAGACAGGGUUUGAUGGGCCUUUGGUGUCUGUGGCUGAGCUGCUCUGCAGGACACUAGGCCCCGGCUCCAGCAGCCUGAGGUCCUCGGGGGUGGGGGGGGGGGGCGGUCUGGGUGAGCUGGUUGUCAUAUCGCUGCACCUGCCGGGCAGAGGUCUUUCUCGUUGCAGGGAGCAUGUGGUAGGGCUGAGACUCCUGCACGUAGGGAAGUCUCCCAGCUGGAAGGCCAGGUGGAUGGGUCUGUUCUGACCGUGGCACAGAAGAAUGUCUGUCGGACUCCUCUAUACUCAGCUCCAACCAAAAUCAUUAGAAGGAGUGAGAGGUGGGGGCAGUGGAUUUAUCUGCACGUACCUUCCCACCUGGCUGCACUCUGAAGCAGGUCAUACUGCAGGCCCCCUGCCCGGCUGUGUACACGGCACAGGCAGGCGGGCGUGCUACGCUGUGUGCCGUACUGGAGCCGGGGGACGAGGAGGCGAGCCUACAGGGACUGCUGGACUCAGGUGUCGGAGCACUGCCUGCCCGGGGCUUCUCCCCCUGCCGUGCGGCCAGACUCCACCUGCAGGCCGGGUCUCCUCUGCUGCAGACCGAGGUGUCACGCAACUGGCAUUCUCCCAACUGGCUUUUGAAAGUGAAGCAAGCCUGAGGAUCAUCGAGAACUCCCAAGAACUCCCGGCUGGGUGGCAGGGGUCCCCGGGGGGCGGGGUGGGGGGGGCAGCAGAAGCACACAGACCCAGGGGGAGGGGGCAGUGCUGGUCCCUGCGUGGCUCCAGACUCAUGGGCCCAGCGAGUCCUUAAUCCCUGGCUGUCCAGGCGUAUUUUUAGUGUGAAACAGACGUUGAACAGCAGUGUUUUCAAGACUCAAAUAGUGAACUCACCAGCACUUUGAAAAGAAUGAACUGUUCCAGAACCUUCAGGAAUUCCACAUGUAGAACCGAUAUUGCAUUAAAUCAUUUAUUAUCAUAAAGCUCAUCUUUCUGGUUUCCAGUGAAAUC